Tarenaya hassleriana is the source of this 684-nucleotide messenger RNA. RefSeq lists its product as uncharacterized. NCBI's taxonomy places the organism in Eukaryota, Viridiplantae, Streptophyta, Magnoliopsida, Brassicales, Cleomaceae. Gene Ontology annotation, molecular function: structural constituent of ribosome. Gene Ontology annotation, cellular component: ribosome. The record is from RefSeq and is a predicted model, not a curated record. The coding region runs from base 111 to 413 and encodes 100 amino acids. Gene Ontology annotation, biological process: translation. The transcript is spliced from 3 exons.
CAUGGUUGGCGUUAAGGUUAAGCCCUUAAACCAUCUAAAUCGUCUCCCUCUCUCUCUCGCCGGCGAGAUUCCGAUCAACAUAGCGAUAGUUGCAGAUUAGACUUGGCAAGAUGAACACGAUAACGAGGCGAGUCACGGGGUUGGUGACUCGAGCGAGUUAUUACCUGCUGCAGCAGGAGCGAGGGAUACGAGUGAAGGUUCUGAACGGGAAUAUGGAGCAGGCGCUCUCGAUCAUGCAGAGGAAGAUGCAAUCGAGUGGAAUGGAGCGGCUGAUAAAGCAGCGCCAGACUCAUCACAUUAAGAACUCCGAGAAGAAGGUUCUCGCUAGGAAGAAUCUGGAGCGUAGGAUCCGAUCCGAGGAUUUCUCCCGCAAACUUCAGUCAAUCCUCAUUAAGAAAGUCAGAGGUUUAUGAGAGUGCAGUUGGAAGAAUCCGGACUGCUGUUUCGUUGCUUUUCUGGGAAUUGGUGUUCAUCGAUGUUAGGAUGUGGUGCGAUGCAGUUUCGAUUCGGAUUCUUGGGACUCGCACUUUCAGUGAAAGGGUUUGGAAGAUCUUGGAUUACUAUUCUCGGUUUUCCAUUUGAUAGUAAUAUAGUUUCCUUUGAUGUACAUGAGCUUUGAUUUACCCAAAAACCAGCCCCAUUUCCAAACCCUAAGUUUCAUGACAGAAACCAAACUGAUGCAGC